Messenger RNA from Penicillium cinerascens, 3633 nucleotides. RefSeq names its product DDB1/RSE1 family protein. Gene Ontology annotation, cellular component: U2 snRNP; nucleus. The transcript is spliced from 3 exons. Lineage: Eukaryota; Fungi; Ascomycota; Eurotiomycetes; Eurotiales; Aspergillaceae. Gene Ontology annotation, molecular function: U2 snRNA binding; protein binding. Bases 1 to 3633 code for a protein of 1210 amino acids. Gene Ontology annotation, biological process: mRNA splicing, via spliceosome. The record is from RefSeq and is a predicted model, not a curated record.
AUGGCUACCACCUCGCACAUGUUCAUGUACUCCCUGACGAUCCAGCCUCCGACUGCGAUCACCCAGGCCAUCCUGGGUCAGUUUGCUGGGACCAAGGAGCAGCAGAUCGUCACUGCAUCCGGUUCCAAGCUUACCAUCCACCGUCCGGACCCGACUCAGGGAAAGGUCGUGCCGAUCUUUUCGCAGAAUGUCUUCGGCAUCAUCCGCUCACUGGCAGCGUUCAGACUGGCUGGAAGCAAUAAAGAUUACAUUAUCAUCGGCUCGGACUCGGGUCGCAUCACCAUCAUCGAGUAUGUCCCCUCGCAGAACCGUUUCAACCGGAUCCAUCUGGAAACAUUUGGCAAGUCUGGUGUUCGAAGGGUAGUUCCAGGGCAAUAUCUCGCCGUGGACCCCAAGGGACGUGCGUGCUUGAUUGCGUCGGUGGAAAAGAACAAGCUGGUCUAUGUUUUGAACCGCAACUCCCAGGCGGAGCUCACCAUUUCGUCCCCCCUCGAGGCGCACAAGGCACAAACCAUUGUGUUUGCAAUGAUAUCUCUGGAUGUGGGCUACGAGAACCCUGUCUUCGCUGCGUUGGAAGUGGAUUAUUCCGAAGCGGACCAAGAUUCCACUGGUCAGGCAUACGCAGAAAUUGAGAAAGUCUUGGUGUACUAUGAGCUUGACCUCGGUCUCAACCACGUUGUCCGCAAAUGGUCUGAGCCUGUCGACCGCACCGCGAACAUGUUGUUCCAGGUCCCUGGAGGUGCGGACGGCCCCAGCGGUGUACUGGUAUGUGCCGAGGACAGCGUCACAUAUCGCCACUCUAAUCAGGAUGCGUUCCGUGUGCCUAUCCCACGUCGGAGUGGACCGACUGAGAACCCCGAACGGAAGCGGACUAUCGUUUCUGGCGUGAUGCACAAGAUGCGAGGUGCAUUCUUCUUCCUUCUCCAAACAGAUGACGGUGACAUGUUCAAGCUCACGCUUGAUAUGGUGGAAGAUGACAAUGGUCAAUUGACGGGCGAGGUCCAGAGACUUAAGAUCAAAUAUUUCGAUACCGUCCCAGUCGCAUCAAAUCUUCUGAUUCUCAAGAGCGGUUUCCUUUAUGUCGCCAGCGAAUCGGGCAACCACCACUUCUACCAAUUUGAGAAGCUUGGUGAUGAUGAUGUGGAACUUGAAUUCUCAAGCGAUGACUACUCUGCCGACCCAUCUGUCCCAUACGACCCGAUUUUCUUCCGCCCCCGGGCCGCAGAGAAUCUCAAUCUCAUGGAAACCUUGGGUUCCCUCAAUCCAUUGAUUGACAGCAAAGUUGCCAAUCUCACUGAGGAUGACGCCCCACAAAUCUACUCAGUUUGCGGCACUGGUGCUCGCAGUACUUUCCGAACCCUUAAGCACGGAUUAGAAGUUUCUGAGAUUGUGGAAUCGGAGCUCCGAACGGUGCCCUCCGCCGUCUGGACGACUAAGUUGACACGACACGAUGAGUACGAUGCGUACAUUGUUCUCUCAUUUGCCAAUGGUACUCUGGUCUUGGGAAUUGGCGAGAUCGUGGAGGAGGUCAGCGAUACUGGUUUCCUCUCCACAGCACCUACGCUAGCUGUGCAACAACUGGGCGAGGAUUCUUUGAUUCAAGUGCAUCCUCGUGGUAUUCGCCACCUACUUUCAGACCGUCGAGUCAACGAGUGGCCCGCGCCGCAACAUCGUUCAAUCGUGGCUGCGGCUACGAACGAGCGCCAGGUAGCAGUGGCUCUCAGCUCUGGCGAGAUCGUGUACUUCGAAAUGGAUAACGAUGGUACGCUGGCUGAAUAUGACGAGAGACGUCAAAUGUCUGGCACCGUCACUUCCCUAAGCCUGGGCCAGGUUCCUGAUGGCCGAGUCCGCAGCUCUUUCCUGGCUGUCGGCUGUGAUGACUCAACUGUCCGCAUCCUCAGUCUGGACCCAGACUCCACUCUGGAAAACAAGUCCGUCCAAGCCCUGACGUCUGCUCCCUCGUCACUGAGUAUCAUGGCCAUGGCCGAUUCAAGCUCUGGUGGAACCACACUUUAUCUGCACAUUGGUCUUUACUCCGGUGUUUACCUUCGUACCGUUCUGGAUGAAGUCACUGGCGAGCUGUCGGAUACUCGGACACGCUUCUUGGGCGCAAAGCCCGUCAAACUGUCACAGGUCUCUGUCAAGGGCCAAACCGCCGUCCUGGCUCUUAGCUCCCGCUCAUGGCUUGGAUAUUCCGAUACCCAAACCAGGGGCUUUAUGCUCACGCCGCUGGACUAUGUUCCUCUCGAGUGGGGUUGGAACUUCUCCAGUGAGCAGUGUGUCGAGGGUAUGAUCGGUAUCCAAGGCCGCAACCUCAGGAUUUUCUCCAUCGAGAAACUCGACAACAACAUGCUUCAGGAAUCUAUUCCUCUUGCUUACACACCGCGUCGCUUUGUUCAACACCCGGAGCAACCGCUGUUCUACGUCAUCGAAUCGGAUAACAACGUCCUGUCUCCUGCUACUCGGGAGAGUCUCAUUCAAGAUUCGAAGACUCAAACCAAUGGCGAGUUUGCGGUCUUGCCACCAGAAGAAUUUGGAUAUCCUCGCGGUACUGGUCAUUGGGCCUCAUGUAUCCAAAUUGUGGACCCGGUCUCUUCAAAGUCGGUGGUGUUUACUCUCGAUCUCGAAGAGAACGAAGCAGCAGUCAGCGUUGCUGCUGUGCCAUUCGCGAGUCAAGACGGCGAGACCUUCUUGGUUGUUGGAACUGCCAAGGAUAUGGUUGCCCUGCCCCCAUCCUCCGCUGGCGGCUUUAUUCACAUCUACCGAUUCCAGGAGGAUGGCCGCGAGCUGGAAUUUAUCCACAAGACCAAGGUCGAGGAGCCACCUCUUGCUCUGCUUGCCUUCCAGGGUAAGGUUCUUGCUGGCGUUGGCUCAAUUCUUCGUCUGUACGACCUCGGCAUGAAGCAGCUUCUCCGCAAGUGCCAGGCCCCGGUCGUCCCCAAGACCAUUGUGGGCCUGCAGACGCAAGGCAGCCGAAUCGUGGUGAGCGAUGUCCGCGAGAGUGUUACUUAUGUCGUCUACAAGUACCAGGAGAAUAUCCUUAUUCCCUUCGUCGACGACUCCAUCUCUCGGUGGACAACCUCGACAGCCAUGGUCGAUUAUGAAACCGUCGCCGGUGGUGACAAGUUUGGUAACCUGUGGUUGAUGCGAUGCCCGACCAAGGUUUCGGAAGAGGCCGACGAGGAUGGAUCCGGUGCCCAUCUUGUUCACGAGCGAGGCUACCUGCAGGGAACUCCCCACCGUCUCGAGCUGAUGGUCCACUACUACACGCAAGAUGUCCCCACCAGCAUUCACAAAGCCCAGCUGGUGGCUGGUGGGCGUGACAUUGUUGUAUGGACCGGCUUCCAGGGCACGAUCGGCAUGUUCGUGCCGUUCGUCAGCCGCGAGGACGUUGACUUCUUCCAAAGCCUGGAAAUGCAGCUUGCCGUGCAGCAGCCUCCUCUGGCAGGACGAGACCACCUGAUCUACCGCGGCUAUUAUGCACCCUCCAAGGGGGUCAUUGACGGCGACCUCUGCGAGAUGUAUUUCCUACUGCCCAACGAUACGAAAAUGAUGAUUGCGGGGGAGCUGGAUCGCUCCGUGCGCGAAAUCGAGCGCAAGAUUUCGGAUAUGCGAACUCGGGUGGCGUACUAA